Emys orbicularis (European pond turtle) is the source of this 1302-nucleotide messenger RNA. It is a transcript of the gene WWOX, whose product is annotated as WW domain containing oxidoreductase. The record is from RefSeq and is a predicted model, not a curated record. Bases 58 to 1302 code for a protein of 414 amino acids. Gene Ontology annotation, molecular function: protein binding. NCBI's taxonomy places the organism in Eukaryota, Metazoa, Chordata, Testudines, Emydidae. The transcript is spliced from 9 exons.
GCGAAGGGAACGGGCCGGUGGCGGUUGCUUUGGGGCUGCCUGGAUCCUCUCGGCCCAAUGGCUGCUCUGAAGUACGCGGGGCUGGAGGACACGGACAGCGAGGAGGAGCUGCCGCCCGGCUGGGAGGAGCGGACCACCAAAGACGGCUGGGUUUAUUAUGCCAAUCAUCUUGAAGAGAAAACCCAAUGGGAGCAUCCUAAAUCUGGAAAGAGAAAACGCAUUGCAGGAGAUCUGCCAUAUGGGUGGGAGCAAGAAACAGAUGAAAACGGACAAGUGUACUUUGUGGACCAUAUAAACAAAAGGACUACAUACCUUGACCCCAGACUGGCAUUUACAGUUGAAGAUAAUCCAAUGAAGUCUACUACUAGACAGAGAUAUGAUGGAAACAGUACUGCAAUGGAAAUCCUUCAGGGUCGUGAUUUGAGUGAAAAAGUGGUUAUAAUCACUGGAGCGAAUUCUGGAAUAGGAUUUGAAACUGCAAAGUCUCUUGCACUCCAUGGUGCCUAUGUCAUUCUUGCCUGCAGAAAUAUGUCAAGAGCCAACGAAGCUGUGCAACGCAUCCUAGAGGAAUGGCAUAAAGCCAAGGUAGAAGCUAUGACCUUAGACCUCUCUUCUCUUCACAGUGUGCAGCACUUUGCUGAAGCAUUCAAAUCCAAGAAUGUGCCACUCCACAUGCUGAUCUGCAAUGCUGCUGUUUUUGCUGCUCCAUGGUCCUUGACAGAAGAUGACCUAGAGGCCACCUUCCAGGUGAAUCACCUGGGGCAUUUUUACCUUGUCCAACUUCUUGAAGACAUUCUACGCCGCUCAUCUCCAGCAAGAGUUGUGAUGGUUUCAUCAGAAUCACACAGAUUUUCAGAAAUUAAAGAUUCCUCAGGAAAGCUUGACUUCAGCCUGCUUUCUCCAUCUAAGAAAGAGUUCUGGGCUAUGGUGGCCUACAACCGUUCCAAACUUUGCAAUAUAUUGUUCUCCAAUGAGCUAAACCGCCACCUUUCUCCCCACGGGGUGACUUCUAAUGCAGUGCAUCCUGGAAAUAUGAUCUACUCAUCCAUUCAUCGCAACUGGUGGGUGUAUACCCUGCUGUUUACCUUGGCUCGGCCUUUCACCAAAUCCAUGCAACAAGGAGCUGCCACAACUGUCUACUGUGCCACCGCUCCAGAGCUGGAGGGCCUGGGAGGAAUGUACUUCAACAACUGCUGUCGCUGUUUGCCAUCACAAGAGGCCCAGAAUGAAGUGACGGCUGCAGCCUUGUGGGAGCUAAGCGAGAGACUGAUCCAAGAACGAAUUGGCAGGCAGUCCAAAUAA